Molecule: messenger RNA, 1055 nt
Organism: Neolamprologus brichardi
Lineage: Eukaryota; Metazoa; Chordata; Actinopteri; Cichliformes; Cichlidae
Gene: ssbp1
Product: single-stranded DNA binding protein 1
Biological process (GO): positive regulation of helicase activity; mitochondrial DNA replication
Cellular component (GO): mitochondrial nucleoid
Molecular function (GO): single-stranded DNA binding
Source: RefSeq, a predicted model, not a curated record
CGCUUAACGACACGUGGAACGUCGGACUCUUGUUGGAGACGGACCGGAAGUAGCGUGAGGUUACAGAAGAUUCUCGUGAAGUGUUGCACCUGAUCUGCACUGUAUCAGUCUCAGCUGCUGUGUUUGUCUUCAGUCAGAAGAAAGAUGCUUAGAAGUGCAUCAGCACAGAUCAUCCGGCAGGCGGUGAGGUACAGGAGUACAGACGCCAGCCUCAUCCUGGAGAGAUCGAUAAACCGGGUGCAGCUGUUAGGUCGGGUCGGCCAGGACCCGGUGAUGAGACAGGUGGAGGGCCGAAACCCGGUUACCAUCUUCUCAUUAGCGACCAAUGAGAUGUGGCGCUCUGGAGAGGGAGAAAUGAGCUCAUCAGGUAGUGACAUCAGCCAGAAGACGACGUGGCAUCGUGUGUCUAUAUUCAAACCUGGUCUGAGAGACGUGGCGUACCAGUACGUCAAAAAAGGGUCGAGGAUUCUAGUAGAGGGGAAGCUGGACUACGGCGAAUACGUGGACAAGAACCAAGUCAGACGUCAAGCCACCACCAUCAUCGCAGACAACAUCAUUUUCCUGAGCGAUAACGUGCGAGACAGAACCUGAAGGACCUUCCUCUCCGUCUUCGUCUCCACCAAACACCAAGGCGACUUCUUUUUGUAUUUUCUUCUUUAUACCAAAAUAAGACUCAAGGAUGUGAAGUAAAGGAACUGUUUUCACAAGAAGCCGGGAGGACGGACAGGAUAAGCUAUGACCAUCUUUGGUUGCGGCACCACCUGCUGGUGCACAUGAAGUCUUAGAGGCUUCAGGAGGAGCAGAAACAGCUCAGCUGUAGUAAAUGUACACCUACUGAUUAUGACUUAGACGUUACAGAUAACUUUAAUGUUGUUUAAUCCAUCCAAGUUGCUCUAAACGCUUCUCCUGAAUCAUAACUCUGAGUUUGGGGACUCUUUGAAAGGUAGUAGCUCUGUUAAGAGCAGCUCUCACUCUGCUCUCACUUACUGUGACUUGUAAUGUUAUAGAUUUUGUUUCCUUGUGCCAGUAAAGACAUACUGUCUUUAUAAGCUGAA